AUGCCCCCCCCCGCCAUGCCCGGCUGGUCGGUGGUCGUCCACGGCGGUGCGGGCAAGAUCUCCCGCUCCCGCGACACGGCCACCGACAUGGACGGCAUGCGCGCCGCCCUCGACUGCGCCGUGGACGUCCUGGAGGGCCGGGCCCCGCGCCGGCCGCUGCGACCGGACGGGAUGCGAUCCCAGGCGCUGGCCGCCGCGAUCCAGGCGGUGAUGGAGCUCGAGGACCGGCCCACGUUCAACGCGGGGAAGGGAAGCGUUCUUUCGGACGGGGGGUGGGUGGAGAUGGAGGCGGCCGUGGUUGAAGGGUGGAAUCGGGACAGCGGGGCGGCAUGUGGGUUGAGAAGCGUGCGCCAUGCGGUUGAAUUGGCCGAGAUCGUGCGUGUGACCACGCCGCACACGCUGAUCGGAUUUGAUGACGCCGAGGAGCUGGCAAAGGGGAAGGGGUUGGAGGUGAGGGCGCCGGAGUGGUUUGUCGUCGAGGCGAGAGUGGAGCAGCAGCGGCGGGCGGCGGAGAGGGGGCUGGUGGUGGUGGAUCGGGACGAGGCGGCGGGCAGGGAGGGUAUGGGGACGGUGGGGGCGGUGGUGAGGGACGGGGAGGGGAGGGUGGCCGCGGCGGUGUCCACGGGCGGGCGGAGCAACAAGAUGGCGGGGAGGGUGGGGGACUCUGCGUGCGUGGGGGCGGGCGUCUACGCCGGCCCGCUGGCGGCGGUGUGCGGGACGGGCGUGGGGGAGGCGUUCGUGCGCCACAGCGCGUGCGCGCAGGUUGGGUUUGCUAUGCAGUAUGGCAAAUUGUCGCUUCAAGAAGCUGUCAGGAAGGUUGUUUAUGAAGAGAUGGAUGAAGGAGAUGGAGGAAUAAUCGCAGUGGGCGCAGACGGCUCUAUGUCCGUCGAAUUCAACAGUUUGGGAAUGUUUUGGGGGAAGCAGCAUUCAGAGGGUGGCAGAGAAUUUGGAAUCUGGAAGUGA
This is a messenger RNA of Ostreobium quekettii, 963 nucleotides long. NCBI's taxonomy places the organism in Eukaryota, Viridiplantae, Chlorophyta, Ulvophyceae, Bryopsidales, Ostreobiaceae. The record is from the annotation of a GenBank genome assembly.